AUGUCUGGCACCGCUGUCCACUUUGGUGGUGGAAACAUUGGUCGUGGUUUCAUCGCCGAACUCUUACACGAGUCUGGAUUUGAAGUCGUCUUCGUCGAUGUUGUGGACGAUCUCAUUGAUCGCAUCAACAAUGCCAAAUCCUACAAGAUCACCGAAGUCGGCGCAGAUGGAGAGAAGAGCAAGGAGAUUACCAACUUUCGUGCCAUCAACUCCAAGUACAACAUGGACGAAGUCAUUAAGACCAUUGCCGAUGCUGACGUGGUCACCUGUGCUGUCGGUCCAAAUGUCAUGAAGUUCAUCGCGAAGCCCAUCGCCGACGGUAUUGCAGCCAGAACCAAGCCAAAGCCACUUGCUGUCAUUGCCUGUGAGAACAUGAUCAAUGCCACUGAUGCUCUGAAAGAGCUCAUCACCGACCCAAAGAACAUGAAGCCUGAGGUUCUCAAGGACCUGGACAAAAAGGCAGAGUUUGGCAAUUCCGCUAUUGACAGAAUUGUCCCCACCCAACCUGCCGACGCAAAUCUGGAUGUUGUCAUCGAAAGCUUUUAUGAGUGGUGUGUAGAGACAACUGGUUUCAAGUCCGGCCAUCCCGACAUCAAGGGCAUCCACUGGGUCGACGACCUCGAACCAUACAUUGAACGCAAGCUCUAUACCGUCAACACCAGCCAUGCCACUGCUGCCUACUUCGGCUACAACAAGGGCAUCAAGACCAUUCACGAAGCCAUGGCCGAUCCUGAAAUCAGACAGGAAGUUCACGAGGCGUUGGAGGAGACUGCGCAUCUGAUCAGCGGCAAACACGACAUCACUGAAGAACAACAACAGGAGUAUGUCGACACCAUCAUCUCUCGUAUCUCCAACCCUCAUCUCGAAGAUGUCUGCGUCCGUGUGGGCCGUGCACCCCUCCGCAAACUCAGCCGCAACGAACGCUUCAUCGGUCCUGCCGCCCAAUUGGCUGAACGUGGCUACGAUGUCACUGCUCUGGUCCGCGGUGUCGAAAUGGCUCUUCGUUUCCAGAAUGUCGAAGGAGAUGAUGAGAGUGUGGAGCUGGCAAAGAUUUUGAAGGAACUGUCAGCUGAAGAUGCCACCAAGAAGAUCACUGGUCUCGACCCAGAUCAUCCUUUGUACCCUAAGAUUCUGGAGAAGGUCAAGCUGGUUCAGAGCGAUACCAAGUGA
Messenger RNA from Exophiala dermatitidis NIH/UT8656, 1170 nucleotides. Its product is annotated as mannitol-1-phosphate 5-dehydrogenase. Bases 1 to 1170 code for a protein of 389 amino acids. The transcript has a single exon. Lineage: Eukaryota; Fungi; Ascomycota; Eurotiomycetes; Chaetothyriales; Herpotrichiellaceae. Gene Ontology annotation, cellular component: cytosol. The record is from RefSeq and is a predicted model, not a curated record. Gene Ontology annotation, molecular function: mannitol-1-phosphate 5-dehydrogenase activity. Gene Ontology annotation, biological process: mannitol catabolic process.